This is a messenger RNA of Castor canadensis (American beaver), 1810 nucleotides long. It is a transcript of the gene Kpna2, whose product is annotated as karyopherin subunit alpha 2. The record is from RefSeq and is a predicted model, not a curated record. Gene Ontology annotation, molecular function: protein binding; nuclear import signal receptor activity. Gene Ontology annotation, cellular component: cytoplasm. Lineage: Eukaryota; Metazoa; Chordata; Mammalia; Rodentia; Castoridae. Gene Ontology annotation, biological process: protein import into nucleus.
AACCAGCCAAUCGGAAUGCAGAGUCACCGGGAAAUUUAAAUCGCGCCGGCCGGCUGCACGAGGCACACGGUCUCUAGGCUGAGCCGCAGCAGACGUUUCCAGGGCAGCCGAUCCGCAGCUUGGGAGCCCCGCACCGCCUCUUGUGGAAGCCUGAGCCCGCUGUGCUGCUUUCUCUCUUUGUCUCAACCAUGUCCACCAAUGAGAAUGCUAAUUCACCAGCUGCCAGGCUUAACAGAUUCAAGAACAAGGGGAAAAACAGUACAGAAAUGAGGCGGAGGCGAAUAGAAGUUAAUGUGGAGCUGAGGAAAGCUAAGAAGGAUGACCAGAUGCUGAAAAGGAGGAAUGUAAGCUCAUUUCCUGAUGACGCUACCUCUCCACUGCAGGAAAACCGCAACAAUCAGGGCACUGUGAAUUGGUCUGUUGAUGACAUUGUCAAAGGCAUAAAUAGCAACAAUUUGGAAAGCCAGCUCCAAGCUACUCAAGCUGCUCGGAAACUGCUUUCUAGAGAAAAACAGCCCCCCAUAGACAACAUACUCCGGGCUGGUUUGAUUCCAAAAUUUGUGUCCUUCUUGGGAAGAACUGACUGUAGUCCCAUUCAGUUUGAAUCUGCUUGGGCGCUCACUAACAUUGCUUCUGGGACAUCAGAACAAACCAAAGCUGUAGUGGAUGGAGGUGCUAUCCCCGCGUUCAUUUCUCUGUUGGCAUCUCCCCAUGCUCAUAUCAGUGAACAAGCCGUGUGGGCACUAGGAAACAUUGCAGGUGAUGGUUCAGUUUUCAGAGACUUGGUUAUCAAAUAUGGUGCAGUUGACCCACUGUUGGCUCUUCUUGCAGUUCCUGAUAUGUCAUCUUUAGCAUGUGGUUACUUACGUAAUCUUACCUGGACACUUUCAAACCUUUGUCGCAACAAGAAUCCUGCACCCCCAUUAGAUGCUGUUGAGCAAAUUCUUCCAACUUUAGUUCGUCUCCUGCAUCAUAACGAUCCAGAAGUUCUAGCAGAUACUUGCUGGGCUAUUUCCUACUUGACCGAUGGUCCAAACGAGCGCAUUGAAAUGGUUGUGAAGACAGGAGUUGUUCCCCAACUCGUGAAGCUUCUAGGAACUAUUGACUUGCCGAUUGUGACUCCUGCCCUAAGAGCCAUAGGGAAUAUUGUCACUGGAACAGAUGAACAGACUCAGGUUGUGAUAGAUGCAGGAGCACUUGCUGUCUUUCCCAGCCUGCUAACUAACCCCAAAGCUAAUAUACAGAAGGAAGCUACGUGGACGAUGUCAAACAUCACAGCUGGCCGCCAGGACCAGAUACAGCAAGUUGUGAAUCAUGGAUUGGUCCCAUUCCUUGUUGGCGUUCUCUCUAAGGCAGACUUUAAGACACAAAAGGAAGCUGUGUGGGCUGUGACCAACUAUACAAGUGGUGGGACAGUUGAGCAGAUUGUGUACCUUGUUCAUUGCGGCAUAAUAGCACCACUGAUGAACCUCCUAAGUGCGAAAGACACUAAAAUAAUCCUGGUCAUUCUGGAUGCCAUUUCAAAUAUCUUCCAGGCUGCUGAGAAACUAGGUGAAACAGAGAAACUUAGUAUAAUGAUUGAAGAAUGUGGAGGCUUGGACAAAAUUGAAGCUCUACAGAACCAUGAGAAUGAGUCUGUGUACAAGGCAUCACUAAGCUUGAUUGAGAAGUACUUCUCAGUAGAGGAAGAAGAAGAUCAAAAUGUUGUGCCAGAAACUACCUCUGAAGGCUAUUCCUUCCAAGUUCAGGAUGGGACUCCUGGAACCUUUAACUUCUAGUUGUUCAGCUGAGGCAUAAUCAUUCGUUGUGU